CACCACCUCCAAAACAGGCUGCAUAAUUCCUUCAAAGCGGUAUAAAGCAAGGAUGUUAAUUCCCACUCAUUUAGUCCCUGUUCCUUGUUUCUAUUCUAGUUCUCAUUACCUCUUUCUAACCUCACGAUGUCUCUCGUCAAGAGUGUUGUUCUGAUUACUGGUGCUGCUGGCUGGCUCGGUGGACUGAUCACUCAUGCUCUUAUUGAAGACUCAAAAACCCCAAACGUUCACCUCAUUCUUGCCGAUAUCGUCGAACCCAAGGAACCUGCAGGUUCCAAGGCCAUCACCUUUAAGGUAGACCUUACUGAACCUGCGGAGAUCGACAAACUGUUCAACACGGAGUUUGGUGUUCCAGACACUAUCUACUGUCUACACGGCAUCCUGUCCCGUGGUUCAGAGGACGACUUUGACCGCGGUUUGAAGGUCAACAUCGAUUCUAUUCGUGCGAUGCUUCAGGCUGCAAGGAAGUAUGGUGCGAACAACCCUGUUCCCAUCAAGUUUAUCUUUACUUCAUCUCUCGCUGUUUACGGUGGAUCUCUUCCUGAAGUGGUCAAGCCCGACACUAUUGCUACUCCUGAAGGCGCAUACGGAUUCGGCAAACUCAGUUCUGAACUUCUCGUGAACGAGUUUUCUCGUCGAGGUUUCAUCGACGGGCGUAUCAUCCGCCUGCCCACCGUUGCCGUGCGACCCAAGGCCCCUUCUGCUGCCACCUCGACCUUCAUUUCCGGAAUCAUUCGUGAACCUCUCAAGGGUAUUGAGGCCGUCUGCCCCAUUGGCGAUUCGUUUGACUCACCCGAACUCGACCUCGCACUCUGGAUUGCCAGUCCCGAAGUCACCAUCAAAAACUUUGUCAUUGCUAAGCACGUCUCAGCCGACAAGUUCCUCAAACACACUCGCGUCGUCUGUCUACCUGGUUUCACCACCACGGUCCGGGAGGAACUUGAAGUGUUGAAGAAGGUUGGAGGAAAGCAGGCGUUGAAUCUCGUCAAGUUUAAGGAUGACCCCACCAACCGCAGGAUUGUAUCUUCAUGGCCAGCCCGGUUUGACAACACCUAUCCUUUGAGUCUCGGCUUCGUUGUCGACGAGGGCGGAAUGGCUCCCCUGGUUGAACAGUUCAAGAAAGACGUUGCCGCCGGAAUUGCAUAGCCAGCUUUGUGCAAUGUAUAAGUAGCCAGGAUAACUUAUGCUCACUUGUUUUGCACAACCCGGUCCUAAUGCC
Marasmius oreades (fairy-ring Marasmius) is the source of this 1219-nucleotide messenger RNA. RefSeq lists its product as uncharacterized. NCBI's taxonomy places the organism in Eukaryota, Fungi, Basidiomycota, Agaricomycetes, Agaricales, Marasmiaceae. The transcript has 5 exons. Bases 127 to 1146 code for a protein of 339 amino acids. The record is from RefSeq and is a predicted model, not a curated record.